Molecule: messenger RNA, 713 nt
Organism: Dentiscutata erythropus
Lineage: Eukaryota; Fungi; Glomeromycota; Glomeromycetes; Diversisporales; Gigasporaceae
Source: the annotation of a GenBank genome assembly
AAGAAACAUUGCAAAGUGAUUUUGCAAAAGAUCUGAUAGAUCUUUCUUUUGAUAAUGACCUCAUCGAAGUCUUCGCAUUGGCAAUUGAGGAUACAUUAGAGCUAAUACUGGCCAAUAGCAAUGUUGUCCAAAUUGUAAGGGAUACCUUACAAUAUUGCUCUACUACAGAUGUCAGGCCAUAUGAUAACGUCCAGUUCACGCAGAAAGGAAUCUUCUGCGAUGGAAUAAUGUGUUCAUGGUAUUUAAUUGAGCACAUUGUAUCUAGUGAUGAAUGUAUUAUCUGUUACCUUGACUUAAAAUUGUGGGCAACCGUAAGAUCUUACCCUGUGGAAGAAGUAGCCAAGAGUUAUUGGUCUACGCUUGACGAAGACGAUGAAUUUGAUGAAGAAUUCAAUUCUCACCUCUAUGGUUCAGAUAAUGUGAGUCUUGUUGAUGAUACACCAUUAGAAACUUGGAAUGAAUGGAUUGAACCGGGAACAUAUCUCUUAAGUGACUACGAUCCAGAUGAAGACGUUAAAUUAGUUUUCCCAAAAAUAGAACCUGACAAUACUGGAAAUAAAAAUAACAUAGAGUUAGCCACAAUACCUUGGUGGUUGCCAAAUCUUGAAAUACUGUCCUUGUUCUACUUGUUAGAGUUUAAUAAUUUUUACAGCCACUAUCUCUGUAAUUCUGUGUGGUGGAUGAUCACCAACCCAACUACCUAUAUUAUUUAA